Messenger RNA from Spodoptera littoralis (African cotton leafworm), 171 nucleotides. The record is from the annotation of a GenBank genome assembly. NCBI's taxonomy places the organism in Eukaryota, Metazoa, Arthropoda, Insecta, Lepidoptera, Noctuidae.
AUGGCUGGUGUCGAGGACUACUACACCUCCGCUCCUGGUUCUACUGGCACCUUUGGAAACUUCGCCAAGGCCACUUAUGCUGCAAUCACUAAGACCUAUACGUACUUGACUUCUAACUUGUGGAGGGACAUUCCAUUGAUCAAAGCCCCAUACUUAAAGUUCAAGGCUUAA